This is a messenger RNA of Lytechinus pictus (painted urchin), 1451 nucleotides long. Its product is annotated as neuronal acetylcholine receptor subunit alpha-7-like. Lineage: Eukaryota; Metazoa; Echinodermata; Echinoidea; Temnopleuroida; Toxopneustidae. Gene Ontology annotation, molecular function: transmitter-gated monoatomic ion channel activity involved in regulation of postsynaptic membrane potential; excitatory extracellular ligand-gated monoatomic ion channel activity; transmembrane signaling receptor activity. The coding region runs from base 1 to 1272 and encodes 423 amino acids. Gene Ontology annotation, biological process: nervous system process; chemical synaptic transmission; regulation of membrane potential. The transcript is spliced from 6 exons. The record is from RefSeq and is a predicted model, not a curated record. Gene Ontology annotation, cellular component: synapse; neuron projection; plasma membrane.
AUGCGCACUGCUGGUGCCUGCAGCUGCAGUCUCGUUAUUGCAGAUAACGAUCGGAUAAGAAUGAUGAAGAUCAAGCUUCAUAAUGAUCUUAUAUCAAACUACGGACCUACAACCAUCCCACCUUACACUGAUAAUUCACCAUCUGUCAACGUCAAAAUGCGUAUGCUCGUCGACCACAUCGUACAAUUCGAUGAACCCAAUCAACAAGUAACACUCUACUCUGCUAUUAAAAUGAUAUGGCGAGAUGAUCAUCUAUCGUGGAAUAGGAGUGACUAUCCCGAUGUCACAUUCCUAGAGGUGGAUGUUGAUAAAAUUUGGAGUCCAACUGUUACAUUGUUGACGAGCAACAGUCCUGAUUUCUUAAGUCUGAAUCAUCGUCAAGUAGAAAUAUCUUCUGACGGAACCGUUUCGUGGCUUUCACCGGCAGUCAUUACCAGCACCUGUCUGUUCGACGUUACACUGUUUCCUUUCGACGUCCAGAAAUGUGUCUUUGAAUUCGGACCCUGGGCAAGUCCUCAUAACGAAGAGGAUCUUGACUUCUUUUUUGAGCGGAACGAGACAACCAUCGAUCGCUAUCGCGAAAACGGCGUUUGGGAGAUCGUCAAAGACACGGUUAAAAAAGAAUACGUCAGCUACAGCUCGCACGAGGAACCCUUUGCCGAGAUACAUUACCACAUCACAUUCAGGAGGAAAUCAAAGGUCUACGUCUUGGGUAUUGUUAUCCCGUCCGUGUUACUCUCUUUGUCCACCAUGAUAAUAUUUUUACUGCCCCCAGAGUCUGGGGAGAAGAUCUCAUUUGGUAUCACCAAUCUUCUAGCUAUGGUCCUUUUCCAGGAAACUGUCCGAUCUGCCAUGCCACCGACAGGUUCUCCCAUCCUAGCUAAUUACAUCUGUGUGAUGGUGAUUAUCGCGUGUACAUCGAUAAUAAUCGAAGCGAUUGUCCUGAGGAUGUACAACGUUGGCAACGCAAGAGACUUACCAAGAUGGGUCGAACGUGCGUUCCUUCGAAAAUCGCAGACAGUAUCAACAACAGAUCCAGUACCCAAUGGACCUAUCGUCAUCCACCCUGAUGAUGAGCACGGGAAACAUCUUUGUGAUUACGACGACAGACAUCAAAGUUCUAACACCGACGAUAGAAUGGACAAUGCAGAAUUAUGGAAGAUGGUGGCAUUAUCACUUGAAACGAAAGCAGCGUUCGUUAUACUCUGUGGGAUUGCUGGGAAUAUUGCCUUCACUUCUCUACAUGUAACCAUACUACACGCUACUAAAUGAUUAAGCACAUUCUAACUGGCAAAUUUAAGAUUAAUAUAAUUAGCUGAAAUCAAUAUUUUAGUUGUAGAUUUCAUAAUGGAUUUUAAAAAAAAUGAUUGUGGUAUCACCAGUUCCUUCAUUUGCACACCCCUUUCACACUAUAAAUUAUGUGGAUUUAAAAUACAUUGACAUGAACUGUA